This is a messenger RNA of Miscanthus lutarioriparius, 1428 nucleotides long. The record is from the annotation of a GenBank genome assembly. Lineage: Eukaryota; Viridiplantae; Streptophyta; Magnoliopsida; Poales; Poaceae.
AUGGCUGCAAUGUCCAUUUCAGCAUCAUUCCCGACUUGUGCCGGACCUGAUUGCCUGCAGGAUGGUUCAUCGAAGUCAUUUGUGUUCUUCCUCGGCCUAUACAUGAUGGCCAUUGGAGCUGGCGGGAUGAAGCCCUGUGUUUUAUCAUUUGGCGCUGACCAAUUCGAUGACAGCAGCCCAGCCGAGAGGCUGAAGAAGGAUUCCUUCUUUAACUGGUUCUUCUUCGCCAUCUACAUCGGCAGCUUCGUCUCGGGCACCGUCGUUGUGUGGGCGCAAGAUCAUUUCGGGUGGGUGGUUGGCCUCUGGAUCCCGACCCUGUUUAUCGCGUUGGCCAUCGCGAGCUUCGUGUUGGGUUCGAGUUCAUACACGGUCCAGAAACCCAUGGGGAGUCCAAUCGUCAGAGCUUUCCAAGUCAUUGUUGCAGCUAUCCGGAAAUGGGAUGUUAGAUUGCCGAAUGACGACUCUCUCCUCCACGAGUUACUACAAGAGAAGACAUCAAUGGCGGAUGGCGAUAAACUGCAGCAUACACCAGUGCUAAGGUCCUUGCCUGAACCUGCUGUGAUUUGUGAACGCUCUUUUCAUUCUCAGGUCCGGUCCUUAGAUGUAACUAACAAGUUUGUUUUGAGCAGAUUCCUUGACAAGGCUGCAGUGAUCUCAUCAGCCGAGGAGCUGGCUGAUCCAUGGAGGCUCUGCACCGUCACGCAGGUACAAGAACUGAAGGUGAUCAUCGGAAUGCUUCCCAUCUGGGCCACCGGGAUCGUAUACUUCGCCGUGCUCGCGCAGUUCUCCUCGACGUUCCUGGAGCAAGGCAGGACGAUGGACAAGCUGGUCGGCGCGUUCGCCAUCCCGCCAGCGUCCCUGGCGUCGUUCGACGCAGUCAGUGUCAUUUUCUGGGUGCCCAUCUACGACAAGGUCCUCGUGCCCGCAGCCAGGCGACUCACCGGCAGGGAAAGGGGCCUCUCGGAGCUGCAGCGCUUCGGCACUGGCCUGAUCCUGUCCGUCCUGGUGAUGACAGCCGCGGCGCUGGUCGAGACGCGGCGCCUGGCGCUGGCGGCCGCGCACGGCGAGGGCGAGGUGCCCAUGAGCAUCCUGUGGCAGGUGCCCCAGUACUUCCUGAUCGGCGCCAGCGUCGUGUUCGCGUGCGUCGGGCAGACGGAGUUCUUCUACAACGAGGCUCCAGCGUCGAUGCGGAGCCUGUGCUCGGCGCUAGGGCUGCUGGCCGUGGCGCUCGGGAGCUACCUGAGCUCGCUCGUGGUGACCACGGUGGCAUGGCUCACGACGAGGGGCGGCGAGCCCGGGUGGAUACCCGAUGACCUCAACGACGGCCACCUCGAUCGCUUCUUUUGGCUCCUCGCGGCGCUCAGCUCGCUCAACCUGGCGGUUUUCGUGUGCUGCGCGAGGCGGUACAGGCGCAAGAGCGCUUACUAG